This is a messenger RNA of Penicillium riverlandense, 1461 nucleotides long. Its product is annotated as WD40 repeat domain-containing protein. The transcript has 2 exons. NCBI's taxonomy places the organism in Eukaryota, Fungi, Ascomycota, Eurotiomycetes, Eurotiales, Aspergillaceae. The record is from RefSeq and is a predicted model, not a curated record. Gene Ontology annotation, biological process: regulation of transcription by RNA polymerase II. Gene Ontology annotation, cellular component: Set3 complex. Gene Ontology annotation, molecular function: protein binding; transcription corepressor activity. Bases 1 to 1461 code for a protein of 486 amino acids.
AUGGCACAGCUUGACCUCACCUCGCAUCACGAGGGCAAUCCCAUUCCCGUCCCGCCAACCGAGUACUUUUUCGGACCGGAGCCCUUUGAACCAACCUCUCUGAAAAUCCCCCGUGAGAAUGUGGGUCCUGAACGGGCCGUGUCACCGGCCAAAGUUGUGCGCGACCGCAGCGCCGUCAACGGUCAUGUGGCCGAGGUCCCCAUUCUGGGCAAGAAGGUCCGCAUCGAAAGCGAUGCCAAUGGCGAUGAAUCGAUGGACGUGGAUGCAUCCCACCAAGCGAGCGAGAGCAAACCCGACACGCCUGUCCCGGAACAAGUUGAUGGCGAUGGCGACGUGAGCAUGGAGGCCGAUGAAGUGCCUCCUGAGCCCACCUUCACCCUGACGAGCGGCAGCAGCAUCGGCGUCCAGAUGACCCCGGCCAAGGCGGCCGACCUGGCCCCGGACACGACGCUGGUCGAUGUGGCAGAUGAUCAUGUGACCCGGACCCUGUGGCGGCCGCGCGAUCCCACUGUCGUUGUGACUGCCGGCGACACAUUCUGCAGCCUGUGGAAGCUAUCGCUGUCCUCUGCGCCUGUGCCCAAGAGCUUGAUUAACUUCAAAGGCGGCGAUUCCUGUGUUUCGGCUGUCGCCUGGGAUGCAGUCGGGGAGAAGUUGGCCGUCGCGACGUACAGCGAACUGCGCGGCGCCAUCACUAUGUACGACGUCAAUGGAGAUGCUGUGGACUUGUUACCCGAACUGCCACGGAUGAUCACUGGCUUACAUUGGGCCCCCGAUGGCUCACAGCUGGUUGUUGUUGCUUCGGACAACAGGACCUCGGAGCUGGCCCUGUGGGACGACACCGAUCGACCUGACGUCUACCCGCCGCCGCAGCGCAUCAACAGCCCCGUGUACGAUCUUGCUUGGUGUGGUCGAAAUCAAGUCUUUGCCUGUGGGAAUGGCUCUGUCUAUCAGUGCGAGAUUGACCAUAGCAUCCGACUGACCGACACCUUCACAUCUGGUGCCAGCAAUGCCGCCUGGGAAUUCGUCCGCUGUGUCCAAACGCCUUCUGCUUCGGUCGCAGUGGCGGCGUGCUCCGAAACCGCCUCGCUUUGGAUUCCGACUCAUGAUAUGCACAUCGACAAAGCUCACCAGGGAGAGAUUACAGCAAUCGAGAUUCGUCCUCAGGAACAGACCCCGCGACGGAAUUCUUCGAUUGUUCUCGCCUCCUACUCAACCGACGACAGCGUCAAAGUCUGGCAGGUCGAUCUGGAGGCCAAGCAAUUCAGGUGCCUUCACCGGCUGUUCUUGGGCCCGUCGACGCCUGCUCUUGCGGGUGGUUUCUCCCCCGAUGGAUACGCUCUUGGUGCUGUGAGCAAGGAUCGUCUGUUCAUCUGGAAUGUCGAGCGGGGGGUAAUGCCAUGGCGACUUGGUCAGCGCCGGCCUCGAGCGAAGUCAAGAAAGAGGAAGCCGACCGUGCGAUGA